Molecule: messenger RNA, 645 nt
Organism: Quercus lobata
Lineage: Eukaryota; Viridiplantae; Streptophyta; Magnoliopsida; Fagales; Fagaceae
Product: leucine-rich repeat receptor-like serine/threonine/tyrosine-protein kinase SOBIR1
Exons: 2
Coding region: 1-645 (214 amino acids)
Biological process (GO): protein phosphorylation
Molecular function (GO): ATP binding; protein kinase activity
Source: RefSeq, a predicted model, not a curated record
AUGGCAGUUUACACUUUACAAGAUGUAUUAGAUGAAGCUUCUAAUGGGACUAAGGAAUUGGAUUGGCUUGCUCGGUACAAAAUUGCAUUAGGAGUGGCAACCGGGCUUGAACAUAUGCACUUUCUCCACAACCCAUGUAUAACUCAUAGAGAUCUGAAGCCUGCAAAUGUACUAUUGGACGAUGACAUGGAAGCUAGAAUUUCAGAUUUUGGGUUAGCAAAAGUAAUGCCUGAUGCUAAUAUCUAUAUCACAGGCUCCAAUGUGGUAGGGACUAUAGGGGUUUUGGUGAUAGGAAAGAAGCAAACUGAUUCGUUUUUCCACGACAUGGAUGAGAUAUGCUUAGCUAAAUGGCUUUGGAAUGUAAUGGCAUCAGAUAAUCUAGAACAAGCAAUUGAUUCCAAGCUUAUGGGAAAUAGGUUUGAACAAGAAAUGCUGUCAGUUUUGAAGAUUGCUUGCCUUUGUACUAUAGAUGAUCCAAGUGACAGGCCUAGCAGUAAGAAUGUUAGGUGCAUGCUAUCUCAGACCAAGGAUGAAAUACGUGAGAGUAGGCCCUCAACCCGUUUGAGUCUUGAGUUAUCAAAAACUAUUCUGAGAGAAGGAAAGGGUAAGUUGGUGGGGAAUGAGAAUUCAAUUUGUAUUAGGUAA